Benincasa hispida (wax gourd) is the source of this 1432-nucleotide messenger RNA. Its product is annotated as zinc finger protein CONSTANS-LIKE 16-like. Gene Ontology annotation, molecular function: zinc ion binding; protein binding. NCBI's taxonomy places the organism in Eukaryota, Viridiplantae, Streptophyta, Magnoliopsida, Cucurbitales, Cucurbitaceae. The record is from RefSeq and is a predicted model, not a curated record. Gene Ontology annotation, cellular component: nucleus. Gene Ontology annotation, biological process: regulation of DNA-templated transcription.
ACGCCAACAAUUUUUCGCAAACUCACUACUGCUCUGACUACUUCCCCCUUUUUCUCUUUUCUUUCUCACAAAUUCGUAAUAUCAAAGCAGCAGCAGAAGAAGAAGAAAGUGGAACAGUAAAGUUUGAAUGAAAUGAUGUCAAAAAAAAGCAUAGCCAACGCAGUGGGCGGAAAGACCGCAAGAGCCUGCGACAGCUGCGUCCGGAAACGAGCCCGAUGGUACUGCGCCGCAGACGAUGCCUUCCUCUGCCAAUCCUGCGACACCGCCGUCCAUUCCGCCAACCCACUCGCCCGUCGCCACCAACGCCUCCGCCUCAACUCCGCCACCAAUAAUUCCACCCCGUCUUGGGUUUCUGGGUUCACCCGUAAGCCCCGGACACCUCGUCCCCGCCCCAAAUCAGAGGACAUCCUGAUAUCCGUGGUGCCGGAGACGGACGACGCGGUCUCCGGGUCCCAGGAAGAUCAAGAAGAUCAGGCGUUGUAUAGAGUCCCGAGUUUGGUUGAUGAUAAUGAUGAGUUGGAUUUGGAUCUUUCGGAUUUUGCUGCGGAUGUGGAGAGCUUGCUGGGGAGGAAUUUGGAGAACGAGUGUUUUGAUAUGGAGGGGUUGGGAUUGGUCAAAGUGGAGGAGGAUUAUUGGAGAGUUGGGGAGGGAUUUGAGAGUGAGGUGGAUUUGAUGGUGGGAGAGCCCAUGCGGAUGCCGAUGCCGAUGCCGAUGCAGUUCAAUAUUGAAGAGAUGAAGAUACCAGUGGUAGUGGGGGUCAAGAAUGAAAGAGAAGAAGAAGAAGAAGAAGAGGAAUCAUUGGAAAGCAAGAAGAAGAAGAGAAGAGUACUGAGUUUGCGAUUGGAUUGUGAAGCAGUAAUUGAAGCAUGGGGGAAUCUUAAGUCUCCAUGGACCAACGGAGAACGCCCUGAUUUUGACCCUGACCAACCCUGGCCUAACUCCAUGGUGGUUUGUGGAGUGAGCUACGGGCACACAUGUGGAGAAUAUGGAGUGAACAUGGCAGCAAUGGGAGACGGCGGAAGGGAGGCACGUGUUUCACGGUAUAGGGAGAAGCGGCGAACGAGGUUAUUUUCGAAGAAAAUAAGGUAUGAGGUACGAAAAUUGAAUGCAGAGAAGAGGCCGAGAAUGAAAGGAAGGUUUGUGAAGAGAACGCCUUUUGCACAAUCAACUCUUCCCAUUAUUAGUAUUAAUUAAGUGAAUACUAAACCAAUCAAAAUCAACAAACUUUAUGUACAUUAUCAAUACUGCUCGUCUCUACCCAAUCAUAAAUAAGUUCAUCAUAGUUUAAUCUGUAUAAGCUUAUUGGAAAGCUUAUAAGAAUUAGUUUUAUUAUGUUAUAUCUUUUCCUUAGUCUCUUCUUUUUGCACUUGUUAUAUCCGAAUAGAGUAUAGUAUACUAAUCCAAAAUUUGAAUCCCUCUUUACUUGGUUUCA